AUGAGAGUGUCGAAUGUCCGAUUGUUCGGCGCGAGUUUGAGGCCGCUGAACGGCCCUGUUGCUCCGUUCAAGUCUGAUAAGGCCCACAACAAGGGAGCCGUCACGUUUGAUAGAAACUUUCCUGUGCACAGAAGAGUGAAGGCGUGGGAGAGAGACAGAGAGGAUAAAGAAUCUUGGUUCAAGCGCAAACACGCCCAUCACCACGCGAAACAGAAGAAGCGCGAGCCUCAAAGGGACGACAAGCCGGAGUUCACGCGCUCGCAAGCGCUCAGAAAGACAAUCUCGCAACUGAAACUGAACCCGCUGGUCGAGUACCUGUACGGCACAAAUCCUGUUCUUGCCGCCCUCAAAGCGCAGCAGCGCGAGAGUUUUGGUACGCUAUAUCUCCAUAACCCCAAAUCGACUCCCAAGCUGGCCGAGAUCUUGACGCUGGCUCGCAAACUGGAGCUCCCGGUGAAAAGCGAGUUUGGGAAGCAUGAUCUGAACCUCAUGACAAAUAACGGCGUCCACAACGGGAUUGUCGUCGAAACCAAGCCGAUCGAGGUGGAGCAGCUGCGAUGCUUGGCGGCCAGCGAGAUUGGAAAAUUCACAGUCACCAAAGAACACGUUGGAGCGAACGAGACCAGCAUUUCUUCGACUGCUGCCGAACGGUACCCGUUGGCACUGUACAUUGACGAAAUAUCCGACCCGCACAACAUGGGUGCGAUCCUCAGAUCGGCCUAUUUCCUGGGAGUGGACUGUAUUGUUGUGUCGGAGCGCAAUUGUGCUCCGUUGUCGCCUGUGGUGUCGAAAACGUCGUCUGGAGCUCUUGAGUUCCUGCCGAUCUACUCGUCCCAGAAACCGCUCCGUUUUUUCGAGGAGUCGCGCUCCAACGGGUGGACUGUCAUCUCGUCUGUGGCUCCAAGCGACUCUGGCCGGAUGGGCAGCAAACAGAUCGAUGCCGACGCUUUGAAAGGUCAGCUACAGAACGGGCCGUGCAUGCUGGUUGUCGGGUCUGAAGGCCAGGGGAUCAGGACGUCGCUGUUGCAACGCAGUGAUUUUCUGGUUUCUGUGAAUAGCGGCAGAGCAGACUUGGACGAAUCGGUGGACUCGCUGAACGCCAGUGUCGCCACGGCACUGCUGCUCUCGAAAUUCUAA
Molecule: messenger RNA, 1137 nt
Organism: Ogataea angusta
Lineage: Eukaryota; Fungi; Ascomycota; Pichiomycetes; Pichiales; Pichiaceae
Exons: 1
Coding region: 1-1137 (378 amino acids)
Biological process (GO): rRNA methylation
Cellular component (GO): mitochondrion
Molecular function (GO): RNA binding; RNA methyltransferase activity
Source: RefSeq, a predicted model, not a curated record